AAGCGGACUGAUUUCACGGUUACACGCGUACCUGUGCUUCCUGUAGGAGACUUGGACGCGGUGGUUAAGCACUUUGUGGUCAUGUUUAAGAAUGUUUUGAGCAGAUUGCUGACUGAAACCUUCUUUGUUGAGCGUAAUGUGAGAAAUACGCCGUUAUUACGGAGGGUAGCUGCCGUCUCCGCGCCGGUGAGGAGCUUUACGGACGUGAAGGACGAAGCGCAGCCGCCUUUCGACGCCGCCCUGCUGGAGGUCCUCGUAUGUCCGCUGUCCAAGAAACCGCUCAGAUACGAGCCUAAGACCAACGAGCUGAUCAACGAGGAGCUCGGCAUUGCCUAUCCCAUCAUCGACGGCAUUCCCAACAUGAUCCCUCAGGAGGCCAGACUCAUUCGGAAAGAUGCUUCAGACACACCUGCACAGUAAC
Molecule: messenger RNA, 421 nt
Organism: Pelmatolapia mariae (spotted tilapia)
Lineage: Eukaryota; Metazoa; Chordata; Actinopteri; Cichliformes; Cichlidae
Product: protein preY, mitochondrial-like
Exons: 2
Coding region: 82-420 (112 amino acids)
Source: RefSeq, a predicted model, not a curated record